AUAAACGCCAAACAAAGCCUCUCUGUUUCCAAAACCUUGAUUUUCCCUUAUCGCUCUCUGACUGAACUUCUUCUUCUUCUUUUUCUUUGUGACCCUCCAUUUUCCAUUACCAGUGAAACCGCUCGAACAAUGAUUCCUUGUUCGAAAUAUCUUAUGGGUUUCUUUCUCAUCUUCUUCUUGUUCUUCGCUUCUGCACUUGCAAACUCCUCGUUUUCAGCCUCUAAUGGCACAACAGUCUACGAAGUCCUAACCCAACAUGGCCUCCCGAGUGGCCUCUUACCCGACUCCGUAAAAAAUUUCUCUAUCUCUGACGAUGGGAGCUUCGUUGUGGAAUUGGAAAAGCCCUGUUACGUUCAGUUCGAGUACUUGGUCUAUUACGAUCAGAAGAUCACUGGUACGAUCAACAUCGGGUCGAUCACGAAUCUUGAUGGGAUUGAGGUGAAGCGCUUCUUUUUGUGGCUUGAUGUCGAUGAGAUCAGGGUGGAUUUGCCGCCGAACGAUUACAUAUAUUUUCAGGUGGGGAUCAUCAACAAGAAGCUUGAUGCUAAGCAGUUCCAGACUGUUCAUGCUUGCAAGGAUGGUCUCUCUCGCCAAGGUUCUUGGAAGGAUAUUCUGAAGAAGGUUGCAACUCCCAUAAAUGAAGUCCCAAUGCUUCUAACGGAGUAAGGAAAGGCCAAAUCAACUGUUUUAGAAGUAUAUUGUGGUAGUUGUUCAGUGAUGUGCUGGACUUUGUUGUAAGAGUCUUUACCCUAAAAGCCACCACAAGGAGGUGGACCAGUAUAUGGUUAUACGAGGGUAUGUAUGUUGUACAAUGAACUGUUUUAGUAGUAUAUCGUGCUAGAAGGUGCUCGGUGAUGUGCUGGACUUUGUUGUAAGAGUCCUUACCCUAAAAGCCACCAGAAGCAGGUGGACCAUUUUAUGCUUUAUAUGAGGGUAUGUAAGUUGUACAAUCCGAGUCCUCGUAAUGUUUUUAGUCGGCCUUUGUUUCUUUGUUUUGGGACCUUACGUUAUGAAAAUUACCAGCAGCACAGAUAGUGAAGAAGUUUAUACUUA
Macadamia integrifolia is the source of this 1053-nucleotide messenger RNA. RefSeq lists its product as uncharacterized. The record is from RefSeq and is a predicted model, not a curated record. The transcript has 2 exons. NCBI's taxonomy places the organism in Eukaryota, Viridiplantae, Streptophyta, Magnoliopsida, Proteales, Proteaceae. Bases 130 to 666 code for a protein of 178 amino acids.